AUGCCAUAUCCCCCCGCCCAUUCGGCGACCCUACCCCGCUGCGCUGCUCGCGCAAACAGCUUUGGUCUCCCUCCGUGGGUUCAGCGUCGGUAUUUCUCCUCACGCCCAUAUCCCUCCCCCAAUUCUUCCUUCUUUCCAUCCUCUCAACAGUGCUUUGGUCGACCGGGACUCUCUAUUAAGCCUCGUCGGAUACCGUUCCUUGCCCGACCCUCCUCGGGAAACCUCAAAAACUUUCCCGUUUUACUGUGUCAGACCCGACCAUUUUCGAGCACCGACGUUGCGAUGGCAGCCGAAAAGAUCGAUGGCACGCAGAUCGCGAAGGAUAUCCGCGCGGGGUUGAAGGAUGAAAUUCAGAAGAUCCAGGGUAUCAACCCAAGAUUCAAGCCCAGCCUGGUGAUCUUUCAAGUGGGGGACAGGUCCGAUUCGAGUACUUAUGUGCGCAUGAAGUUGAGGGCUGCUGAAGAAGCAAACAUCCUCUGCAAAAUUGUCAAUUUCCCCGAGUCUAUUACACAAGCAGAAAUUCUUCAGGAGAUCAGCCAAGCCAACAAUGACCCAUCUGUACAUGGCAUCCUUGUCCAAUUACCGCUGCCUCAACACCUUUCUGAGCACGCAGUCACCUCCGCUGUGGCUGACGAAAAGGAUGUCGAUGGAUUCGGAGCAAUCAACAUUGGCGAACUCGCCAAACGAGGCGGCCACCCCCUCUUCGUUCCCUGCACGCCCAAGGCUGUGAUGGCUCUUCUCAAGGCUAGCGGUGUCGACCCAGCAGGCAAGGAAGCAGUUGUCCUCGGCCGAAGUGACAUUGUUGGGAGCCCUGUCAGCUACCUCCUCAAGAACGCUGACGCAACUGUGACUGUGUGCCAUUCGAAAACCCCCGACAUUGCCGGCACUCUGAAGAAUGCGGAUAUUCUUGUCGCGGCAAUUGGAAAGACCGAAUUUGUCAAGGGCGAAUGGUUGAAGCCAGGUGUUGUUGUUAUUGACGUCGGUAUUAACUACAAGCCUGAUUCUACUAAAAAGUCAGGCCAGCGUCUGGUCGGAGAUGUCGACUUCGACUCUGCUUCGCAGGUGGCUUCAAAAAUCACACCAGUUCCCGGUGGUGUUGGUCCCAUGACAGUGGCUAUGCUGUUGGAGAACGUCGUCUCAUCGGCAAAAGCGUACUUUGAGAAACAGAAAGAGAGACAUAUAACCCCGCUCCCGAUCAAAUUGGCUACGCCCGUACCGUCAGACAUUGCCAUCUCCCGCUCACAAUACCCCAAAGCUAUUACACAAGUUGCCUCUGAGAUUGGCAUUGCACCCCACGAACUGGAGCCGUACGGUCAUACAAAGGGCAAGGUGAGCCUUGGACUUCUCAACCGGUUAAGUCACCGCCGCAAUGGCCGAUAUGUUUUGGUCUGUGGUAUCACUCCUACCCCACUUGGUGAGGGAAAGUCUACGACUACACUGGGUUUGAGUCAGGCCCUAGGCGCACAUCUCAACCGCGUCGCCUUUGCCAACGUUCGUCAGCCCAGUCAGGGCCCCACGUUUGGUAUCAAGGGUGGAGCCGCCGGUGGAGGAUACAGUCAGGUUAUUCCUAUGGACGAGUUUAACCUGCACUUGACAGGUGAUAUUCACGCAAUCACCGCCGCCAACAAUUUGCUUGCCGCUGCCAUUGAGACACGCAUGUUCCAUGAGGCUACCCAGAAGGAUGCUGCUCUUUACAAGCGCCUUGUCCCCGAGAAGAAGGGCCAGCGCGAGUUUAAGUCUAUCAUGUUCAAACGACUGAAGAAGCUGGGAAUCACUAAGACUGACCCCAACGAACUUACUGAGGAUGAAAUUAACCGAUUUGCCCGUCUUGACAUCGACCCCUCAACCAUCACCUGGCGCCGUGUUUUGGAUGUCAAUGACCGACACCUGCGUGGAAUUACCGUUGGCCAGGCGCCGACAGAGAAGGGACUUACGCGCGAAACUGGAUUUGACAUUUCUGUUGCCAGUGAGUGUAUGGCCAUCCUCGCCUUGAGUAGUGACCUUGAGGAUAUGCGGGAGAGACUUGGCCGCAUGGUUGUUGCUACGUCAAAGCGGGGAGAGCCGGUCACUUGCGACGACAUCGGUGCGGGAGGUGCCCUUGCAGCACUGAUGAAGGACGCGAUUAAGCCCAACCUAAUGCAGAGUUUGGAGGGUACACCUGUUCUAGUCCACGCCGGUCCCUUCGCCAACAUCAGUAUCGGAGCCAGUUCAGUGCUGGCCGAUCGGGUAGCGCUCAAGCUCGCUGGUACCGAACCCGAGGAGGACCACGAGGCCAAGACCGGUUUCGUCGUAACGGAGGCUGGUUUCGAUUUUACCAUGGGAGGAGAGCGCUUCUUCAACAUCAAGUGCCGAUCCUCCGGCCUCUCCCCGGACACUGUCGUUAUUGUCGCGACCGUACGUGCCUUGAAGGUUCAUGGCGGCGGUCCUGAGAUUAGCCCGGGAGCUGCUCUUCACGAGGUUUACCGCACAGAAAAUACCGAAAUUCUCCGCAAGGGUUGCGUUAACCUGAAGAAACACAUUGAGAAUGCCCGGCAAUAUGGAGUCCCAGUCGUUGUGGCCAUCAACCGCUUCGAGACGGACACAGAGGCCGAGAUCGCAAUUAUCCGCGAAGAAGCCAUUUCGGCUGGUGCCGAGGAAGCCGUUUCCGCCAACCACUGGGCCGAGGGCGGAGCUGGUGCUGUCGACCUAGCCAAGGCUGUCAUAAUUGCUAGCUCCAAACCCAAGGACUUUAAGCUCCUGUACGAUCUGGAAGGCAGCAUCCAGGAGCGUAUCGAGCGCAUCGGCAAGGCGAUGUACGGUGCGGACAAGGUCGAGUUCAGCGAGCUGGCGCAGAAGAAGGUCGACACAUACACCACCCAAGGCUUCUCCAACCUCCCCAUCUGUAUCGCCAAAACCCAGUACUCCCUGAGUCACGAUCCGGCGCUCAAGGGAGCUCCGACUGGAUUUACUGUCCCCAUCCGCGACGUGCGGUUGGCCGUGGGCGGUGGAUAUCUGUACGCGCUCGCGGCGGACAUUCAGACGAUCCCCGGGUUGCCGACAGCUCCUGGAUACUUGAAUGUGGAUAUUGACGCCGAGACCGGGGAGAUCGAUGGACUCUUCUAG
Molecule: messenger RNA, 3102 nt
Organism: Aspergillus puulaauensis
Lineage: Eukaryota; Fungi; Ascomycota; Eurotiomycetes; Eurotiales; Aspergillaceae
Gene: ADE3
Product: C-1-tetrahydrofolate synthase
Exons: 5
Coding region: 1-3102 (1033 amino acids)
Biological process (GO): tetrahydrofolate interconversion
Cellular component (GO): cytosol
Molecular function (GO): ATP binding; formate-tetrahydrofolate ligase activity; methylenetetrahydrofolate dehydrogenase (NADP+) activity
Source: RefSeq, a predicted model, not a curated record